Triticum dicoccoides is the source of this 532-nucleotide messenger RNA. RefSeq lists its product as uncharacterized. The coding region runs from base 133 to 405 and encodes 90 amino acids. The record is from RefSeq and is a predicted model, not a curated record. The transcript has a single exon. Lineage: Eukaryota; Viridiplantae; Streptophyta; Magnoliopsida; Poales; Poaceae.
AGCAAAGCACCAGGAAGAACCAUCCCCCCAUCAGUUCAGUUGUUUCACCACUGAAAGUCCAGUACUACACACAAGCAAUCAAUCACAAAUCAGCCUCAGUUCGACCACUUUCCACCAGACCAGCAAGAGGCGAUGGCCGGUGCAGCGAAGGCGUCUUGGAUGGUGGCCAUGAGCGUGGGCGCGGUGGAGGCGCUCAAGGACCAGGCGGGACUCUGCCGGUGGAACUACGCUCUGCGGUCCAUCCACCGGGCAGCCAAGGCCAAAUCCAACAUCCACGCCGGCGUCUCGCAGGGCAAGAAGCAGCUUCCGGCCUCGGCGGCGGCCGUGCCGGAGAGGCGGCGAGCGGAGAAGGCCGAGGAGGGGCUGAGGACGGUAAUGUACCUCAGCUGCUGGGGACCAAACUAGUAGUACUAGCUAGCUGCUAGCGGUGUGUUUGUUGCAGCAAGCAACCAUGGCCUGGGAUCUGGCUGGUUGCAUCUGAUUUGUACAUACGUGUCCCCAGGAUGAUGAUGAAAAUUUCAAGUUUAUACCA